AUGCCAGAAGAAAAAUUACAAAAGUUACAAGACUCAGGUCUUGUUGAAUGGUCAGUUUUCAGUGAGAUAGUAGCCAUGGAUGAAGAUGAAGAAGGAUUUUCUCAUUCAUUAUUUGAAACAUUUGUAAGUCAAGUUGAAGAUACUUUUGAAGAAAUUGAUCAAUAUUUGAAAGAAAAAAAUUUAGAAAAAUUAUCAUCGUCGGGUCAUUUCUUGAAAGGUUCAGCUGCUGCUUUAGGUUUAGCUAAAAUUGCAAAUGAAUGUGAAAGAAUUCAAAAUUAUGGUCAUAAAAUCAAUUUUGAUAAUUUCCAAUUGAAGGAUACACAGAGUGCAAAUUCAGAUACUACGGCGAAAUCAGGUAUUGAUAAUGGAAAUGAAAUCAAUGAUAAAACAGUAGUUAAUAACGAUUCUACUAAUAACAAUACAGAGAUCAAUGAUGAUGAAAAAACUAAUGAUACCAUACCCGACGAGUCGAGUGAUGAUUUUUGGAUAGCUUUAAUUCAAGAUGCAUUAUCCAAAGCCAGAGAUCUUUUUGUUAAAUCUAGAGAAGCAUUAGAAGAAUAUUAUGAUUGA
Molecule: messenger RNA, 570 nt
Organism: Candida tropicalis MYA-3404
Lineage: Eukaryota; Fungi; Ascomycota; Pichiomycetes; Serinales; Debaryomycetaceae
Gene: YPD1
Product: Ypd1p
Exons: 1
Coding region: 1-570 (189 amino acids)
Biological process (GO): phosphorylation; phosphorelay signal transduction system
Cellular component (GO): nucleus; cytoplasm
Molecular function (GO): histidine phosphotransfer kinase activity; protein histidine kinase binding
Source: RefSeq, a predicted model, not a curated record